Molecule: messenger RNA, 1025 nt
Organism: Clarias gariepinus (North African catfish)
Lineage: Eukaryota; Metazoa; Chordata; Actinopteri; Siluriformes; Clariidae
Exons: 5
Coding region: 122-832 (236 amino acids)
Biological process (GO): response to bacterium
Source: RefSeq, a predicted model, not a curated record
CUGCAGCAGCUUCAACGCUUCCUCUUUCACACUUCUUCAUACCUACAUGCUUUUAGUUUCUGCCAGUCUGAGCUUUUCUUUUUACACUUGAACACAUUUUCCUGCUCGGUGUGAGACUGCGAUGAAGCGCUGUGUUUUUCUCUCUCUCCUGCUCGGGCAGUGUGUGAUCUCCACUCAGUCUGCCAUAUCUAAUCAGACAAUCUCCGAAGGCAGUGAUCUGACUAUUCCUUGUGAAAACGAGGGGAGGGUGGACUGGAGUAGACGAGCUGAUGGGAAAAGAGAGAUCAUCUUUCGACAUGGAGGCAGUGUCCAAUCCAAAUCCAGAUACAGCCUUUUACCUAAUUUGUCCCUCGUGAUUAAUGAUGUUUGGGUGUCAAACUCUGGGAUUUACUUCUGUAAUGCUACUGCUGUGGUGAACCUGACAGUCACUCCAUUAGAAGUCAUGUUUUUCCAGAGGAUCGAUGAGGGCAGUGAUAUCACUAUUCACUGUGAAAACCAGAGGAAUGUAUCCUGGAGUAAAAGGGUUGACAGAAAGAGAGAGGUCAUCCUGACGGCUCAACAUGAAGACAUUUCCCAAUCGGAAUCUGAUCCAGAUCACAGAUACAGCCUUUUAUCUAACUCAUCCCUCGUAAUAAAGAAAACAGGAGAGUCGGACUCAGGGAUUUACUACUGUAACUCUACUCCUGUGCUCAGCCUGAUGGUCACUCCAUUACAACGAAUCUCAUCUGAUGGCUUGAGCGGGUCUGCCACACGUAUCACUGGUGGAGUGAAUGGUCUUGAGCGAGUGAUAAUGGUUGGUCUGGCUUCUCUGAUGUAUUCCUGGCUACAGUAAAGUGAUCUAACACCUCAGCAUGGAUAAAAAAAACAUCAGACAUCAAAUUUGUUACCAUUCGAUAUUCACCAAUAUAAAAAAAUUGUACACAUAAUAAAAAUGACUUUGCACUUUACACUAUCUGUUUUGUUGUGCAGGAUGAAUUUGAAACACUGCUUUUGAACUCUGAUCAAAUAAACAUUAAUUAAUUUUA